AUGAAGCUCCUAUGCUUGCUGCUCCUUCUCUUUGCGGCUGCGACCUUGGCAAUCGACAUCCGCUUCGGCGGUACUAAAGAUUGCAAGGGUGUUGUCGCGUCGUGCUUGAACCAGGCUCCGAAUCGAUGCUGUUACCUACCCAACGGUCGUCAGAGCAGCCACAUUUCCUUUGGCGCCGUGCCCGGUGAUUGGAAAAUCACCAUGCGGGGCCACGUUGGUAGCAACUGUGACUUGGCCAUCACUGCUGGAGGCGAUAGCUUCGGCUCGGGUGGUAAUCUCCAGGACUACUGCUACUUCGGCGGCUCGCCCGCCUUCAUCGCAUCCGGAGACUAUUUCUUCCGCUCAGAGAAAGUUGAUUCCUCCACAAAUUCUCCCACCGAUGGCUCGCUUGUCAACGGCUUGAUCCUUGAGGACGGCACAGAGUAUCCUCUGGAUGGUCUCGAUGAGGACGCAAUUGCUGAAGCGGUCGAUGCAGCGUUCAAUGGAACCAUUGGCUCAGCUAUCAGGAAGUUCAAGCUGUCCCCGCUUCCGGCGUAGACGUUUCUGGGGUGCUACAGCUUGCGGUUGGGAUCUUCGGCAUGGCUAUUGAUAAUAGACCUGGACAGUGGGCCUGAUACACCUGCAAUUGUUUCAGUUCACAGACUCUUCGAAGCCUACACCCGGUCGUUGGACGAUAUAUUUAGGAACGGUACAUGAAUGGACUGCUUAUCAUGAACAAUACAUGUCCUCUCUUUGGU
Messenger RNA from Paraphaeosphaeria sporulosa, 737 nucleotides. RefSeq lists its product as uncharacterized. The transcript is spliced from 3 exons. The record is from RefSeq and is a predicted model, not a curated record. The coding region runs from base 1 to 537 and encodes 178 amino acids. Lineage: Eukaryota; Fungi; Ascomycota; Dothideomycetes; Pleosporales; Didymosphaeriaceae.